AUCUUGGUAGUUGAAGUUGGCGACACGAGAUGACCUGUCUUUCACCCGACGAGGCCCACGUGUUCGAGCUGCCCCACAAAGAUCCUUGUCCAGCUGCCCAGUUGGGAACAUUUGCCAAAGCUCAUCUCCGAGCGCACAUCAUGGAAGCUGGGCAUUAGAUGGAUAUAAAGACGACACUAUGGAAGUGUCUCGUUGAACCAACUGACAUUGCGCAAUACUCUCUGCAAGAUGGAACGCUUCACCACGGUUCUCGCCGCUGUCUCAGUCCUCACCAAGGUGGUCGCUGAUGACUUCAACAUUCUGCAACAUGUUGGUGGCAAUGGGCAAUGGUUUCCUGGACCUGAAGUGACUGGUAUCUCAGCCGAGGUUCCGGAAGGGUGCACGGUGGAUCUCGCGGCUUUCUUUUCCCGUCAUGGCAGUCGAUACCCUGAUACCGGCGCCUACAAGGAAUGGGUCGACCUUUAUACCCGCGUCCAAGCUGCUUCAAACCUCACAGUGAGCGAUGAGAGCUUGGACUUCCUCAAACCAUGGAAGCCGGUCCUGUCAGAUCCGUCCAACCAGAUCGCCCAGCUUUCUAUCACGGGCUACAAGGAGCUGACCGAGAUGGGUGCAACCUGGCGUCUUCGUUAUGCCGAUUUGUACGACUACAACACUCCCUUCACGAUGUGGGCCAACUACUACAAGUCUGGUCCCCGUGUGCGUGACAGCGCACGGCUGUUCUCUCACGGCUUCCUUGGUCCGAACGCGACUGAUCUUGGCACCAUCUAUGCUCUGAACAGCAGCGAUCCGACGUCCUGGAUGAAUUCAUUGGCGACCAGUGACUUGUGCCCGUCAUACAAUGAUGAAGGCGGCAGUCCUUACAAGGACGUUUGGGACAACACCUACCUGCCGCCGAUCCGGUCGCGUCUGAAUGCAAAGAUCCAGGGAGGCUUCAACUUUACUCAGUGGGAUGUCUCCAUCAUCCCAUACCUGUGUGGCUUCGAGACGCAGAUCACCGGCCGUCGUAGUCCUUUCUGCGACAUCUUCACCGAGGAGGAGGCUCUGCAGUACGAGUACGCGCAGGAUCUGCGCUACUGGUAUGGCAACGGCCUGGGGUCUGAUAUCGAGAAGUACAACAUGCUGCCAGUCGUCGAGGGCCUGGUACAGCGCUUCGUCGAUGGUCCAAACGCAACAUACCAGACCGGCAACGCAACCUUUGUGCCUCCCAAGAUCAUUGCCUCGUUCUCGAACGACGGCCAGAUCAACCAGAUCCUCGCAGCCAUCGGCGUCUUCGACAACGAGCCCCAGCUCCCCGCGAACAAGACCCUGCCAGACCGCUUAUUCCGAGCAAGUCGGUUCCUCACCAUGCGCGGCACCGUCGCGUUCGAGCGCCUGUCCUGCGCUGCAUCUAGCAACUCGACGAGCGACGCGUACCUGCGCAUCCGCCUGAACGAGGUUGUGUACCCGGUUGCGAACUGCACCAGCGGCCCCGGAUCGUCGUGCCCGCUCGCGCAGUAUCAGAGCAUCAUCGAGGACAAGAUCGAGGCAGUCGGCGACUUCACGAAGCUCUGCAACACGACCAACCCUGAUUUUGCAGCGAGGCCGACGGCGACGUUCUUCAGAGAUAACACACUGCCAUUCCAGCGUAUUGUGAAGCCGUAGAGGUAGAUUCACCUGGCGAUUGUCAAUAAUGUCAAUGUAAUUUAAUGCUGCAUCUCAAGCACAGUAUUCUCAACUUAACAACUGUUAACUACUGUUGUUGUUGUCAGGCCUCAGUACUGA
Boeremia exigua is the source of this 1761-nucleotide messenger RNA. RefSeq names its product acid phosphatase PHO12 precursor. Gene Ontology annotation, cellular component: fungal-type cell wall. NCBI's taxonomy places the organism in Eukaryota, Fungi, Ascomycota, Dothideomycetes, Pleosporales, Didymellaceae. The record is from RefSeq and is a predicted model, not a curated record. Bases 229 to 1641 code for a protein of 470 amino acids. The transcript is spliced from 2 exons. Gene Ontology annotation, molecular function: acid phosphatase activity.